GUAUAAUUCGUCAUGCUAGUCGAUGGAGCAUCCGAGACCGAGCAUGCUUCGCUGGCGUAGUUUCGUCCUCAUAAUUGGAAAUUGGAGUCGUUGGCCGAAUCAUCGGUUCUGUACCUUUCUAAAACGAAAGAGUUAAGUCACAAAUAUCCGUAUCUGUAAUUCUAUACGCUGGUCAUCGCUGAUACAAAAGCGGAAUAUGGGUGGCGAGGAAGGACUGGGUGUUACUACCGGUCAGCCGAAUCUUUAUAAACAGGAUCUGUCGAAACUCGAUGUUAGUAAAUUAACUGCAUUAUCACGUGAAGUGAUCAGCAGGCAAGCUACGAUCAAUAUUGGUACCAUUGGACAUGUAGCACAUGGAAAGUCGACAAUCGUAAAAGCCAUUUCGGGUGUGCAGACUGUUCGUUUUAAGAAUGAAUUAGAAAGAAAUAUCACCAUUAAACUUGACGCAGUGGAUUGCGGUAGCAGCAACGAAUCAGCAGAUAUAUCCGGCAACGUAGAUAGUGAAACGCUGGCUGUUUAUAAAAAACGACAUCUCUCCCCUGUUGGAAGCAUUGACGCACCAUGCGCCAAGCAGUCCAAACUCAUCGACACAGAGAGCCGCGACAGCAACAUAUCCCAUCGGUUGGAAAACAGAAAUACGUUCCGCUCCGCAUCGUCAUCAUCGAAGCGUCUGCAAGCGCGGCGAGGAGUCAUCACGCAACAGGCGCUUAAGGCAUUCGAUGUCUGUCCUCACUCACAUAACGGAAAUAUGAGAGAUCCAGGUAGCGAUGGCCGACAAUCCGACUACGAAGAAUCGUCAUCUGAUGGUAGAUCAUCUGCACGAGAUGACAGUCUGAUCUCCCGCGACUUCGAACUGAAAGAGGUACGAGUGCUGUUGCACGAUAUCAAGAAUAGCGAAUACAAUCGUCAAUUAUCAAUAAUGUCGCCCGACAACUCCUCCGCGUCCAGCAAGCGUCCGACAAGCAAACUCUGGGAAGUGGAAAGAAUUAUACAAAAGCACGAGAAGAAUGGUGAGCCAUUAUAUUUGAUCAAAUGGAAGAACUGGGGUAUCGAGUAUAACACAUGGGAACCGUUGCACAAUCUUACUAAUUGCGAGGAUUUGUUGAGCGAGUUUAAUAACAAACGACAGAAAUUGAUCAACCGAUUCAAAGCACAGACGAACUUUUAUCCAAGUGCGCGCGAUGUCGAGGAUUUUCUUGUGACUCAAUUAUUGGAUAAGAACAUAUCAAUCGAUGAUGCAACAUCCAUUGCUUCUGCCGCCGUUGCCGAUGACAGUAUGUACAAAGAGAUUCGACACUAUUUUAAUAGGCCAUUACGUGGUGGCAAAUUGGAGACAAAGAUAAAACAGCAAAUCUUGUACAUGUUUCUGCUCGAGCUACGACGUGACCAACUCGAGUCAUUGCAGGACUGGGAGAAUGAGAUGAACAGUAUCACGAAAAAUAAGCCGACAAUACGGGUGGAGAAUCUGGUAGAUUUGGAAAGCGCGCCGCAGGACUUCUAUUACAUCGACAAUUAUUUGCCGGGUGCGGGUGUUAUAAUACCGGAUGAUCCGCCAAUUGGUUGCGAAUGCAACAGUUGCGAGACUAGUAAAAAGUCCGGUUGCUGCUUCACACAGAAUGGCGUAUCGUCAUUGCCGUAUACGUCGGCAUGCCGGGUACGUGUCCCUCCUGGUACACCUAUCUACGAGUGUAAUAAGCGCUGCGCCUGCGAUGCACAAACUUGCCCGAAUCGUGUAGUGCAACGUGGUAGCAGUACGCAACUGUGCAUCUUUCGCACAGAUAACGGCCGCGGUUGGGGUGUACGUACUCUACGCGCAAUCAAAAAGGGCACUUUUGUCAUUCAGUAUGUGGGCGAAGUGAUUAGUAGCGAAGAAGCUGAGAAACGCGGCAAACAAUACGACAUGACUGGUCGUACGUAUCUCUUUGAUCUUGAUUAUAACGAGACCGAUGGCCAGUGCCCAUAUACCGUGGAUGCCGCCAUGUACGGCAACAUUUCGCACUUUAUUAAUCACUCAUGCGAUCCAAAUCUCGCGGUAUACGCGAUCUGGAUCAAUUGUUUAGAUCCGAACUUGCCGAAUCUCGCGCUCUUCGCCAUCAAGGAUAUUAAGCAAAACGAGGAACUCACUUUUGACUAUACAUGCCAGACGCCGCGUGGCGGUAAUGAGAAAAUGCAGCAGCAAUUACUGGACAGCGAACAGAAAACCGAAAACGUCUCGCAGAAAAAGACUCUCUGCAAAUGCGGCGCCGCAACAUGUCGGCGGUAUUUAUUUUAAAGAAUGUUUCUUCUUGGAUUAUAUAGUCGUUACAAGUUUCCUGUCUCAAUGUGGUUCAAUUGAUGCCAUCUCUGAUUAACUCAACUUUUUUUUGUAUAUAUUGCCGAGCUAGUAAUGAUAUAAUCCGAGGAGAGAAAUAAAUAAAUUAUUCACUUCAGACUAUUUAAUUAGGUCGAAGUAAUUCGAUUAAAUAAUCUUAUUAAUUCGAUCAAGUAAUCUGAAAUUUUUUAUUAAUUAUAUUUUAAAUUUAGUUUUUUUUUCUUUUGGCUCCUUGUUACUUCAUAUUUGUUACUUAUAUUAUUAAACUAUAAAUUAAAGCUAAGAAAAUAAAGAGAUUAUCUGGUCCAAUAUGUAAAAAAUUAAAAAAUUUGAUUGUAACUAAUUAAUCAAUUCUGUGAGAAUCAAAUAAUCUUUUGAUUUAAAAUCUUUGAGAGAAGUAAGAAAGAAUGUGGAAACACACACAUACACAUGCAAAAAAUAUUUUGAAAAUGUUACUAUUGUAUUUUAUUGUAUUAUACAUUUUAUUAAUGAUUACUACGAAUUCGCAUGCGGAUUAUUGUCAUAUUAAAUAUUGGGCCAGUUAAAAAAAAGUUUGAUUCGAUUUUUAUUUUUCCAUUUUUAUAGUUUCAAUUUCUAGUCCUCUUUGUAUACAGGCAACAUUAUAUCUUCUGACGAUAGAUGAAGAUUUUAGCUUCAUGCUAAUAUAUAGAAAUGGUCAAUAAUUGUUUGUUUUCAUAUAAAGUUCUGUAUCAUAAAGAGCCGAAUUUUUUAACUGACCUAAUUAAUAGUUAUUAAUGUUAAGUUUAUUAAAUAUACUGAAAGUUGCUAUACGAAGAAGUGUGACAAAGCUGUUUGUUGUGUGGUUUUAUUUUAAUACAUUCUAUGCUUAUUUUUAUACUCAGCUAAUUGUAUAAAAGUGAACAUAAACGUAUAGAAUAAAAAUUCGCAUUCUCUUUUUAUGAUUAUAUAAAACAAUAGUAUUAUACAAAAAGGCAAUAUGCAAUUAAAAAUUUUUUCAUUUUCCUGCUUAUUUAGUUUUUCACUUUUUUUGGAGAAUAUAAGUAUGCGUUUACUUUUUGUGCACGCACGCAUACAUUUAUAUUAUUUUAGGUAUGUUAAUUUUGCAGUGUUUUCGAAUCAGAAAGCUUUCGGAGAAAGCUAAAGAUUUCGAUUAUUAAAGCUUUUAAAUAUAUUAAUAGAUUUCAUUUAUGUUAUAGACAUUUAAAGAAAUAAAUUUUUUAAAAAAUAUAUAAAACAUUACUUUGUCUCAAAGGUUAAAUAACAAAUGAUACUGCAAAUUUAAAUCACUCUCAUUUGUAAGGAUAUAAUUCAUAUAUAUUGAGAAAUAAAAUACUACUAUAAUAAAACACUGAGAACAUAUCGAUGCACAAAUGAUAUUCAUAUUUAUUGUAAUUGAUACGAUGCGUCUCGUGUUGCUGCGCAUAAUUUGGCACGACACAUUACAGUGUCUCUUGAUAUUGUUAUAUUUUUGUAAGUAAUAAUUUCUAUUAACAUAUUUAUUUUGCUUUUAUCCGCAUAACUAGGAGCAUUUAUUAAUUUGUCCGUGAGAAGCGAUUAUGAUUUUUAUUACUAUAAAGUAUUUAUAAUACUAUAAAGAGAGAGAAUGUUUGAUACUGCAUUAAUCUCAACGCUGCAUCCAAAUUGAUAUGUAAAUUCAUUGGUAAAACGUAAUUCGAUAAUUCAUAAGCAAAAAAAGUUUUAUUUUUAUUCCGAAAAAACGCGCGGUUUUGAUUAUUUCUGUAUUGUAUAAAUAGUUUAGUUAAUUUUAACAUUGUAAGUCAUUAGGAAAUCUUUGUAAAGAUAUUUGAGAUUGACGUAACGGCGGGGUUGAUCCUUUGCAUUCAGAAAAAAAAAAUGGAAUGUAUUAUAUUAUUUGUAUUAUUUAGAUAAUGUGUUUAUAAUCCUUCUAAAUACACACGUAUAUACAUACACAUAUAUACAUAGAUCUUUUAAAAUUAAAAGUUUGAUUACAUCAAAAGAUGUGCCAAAUAAAUUUGUAACAAAUGCAAUGAUGUUUAAUCUAAUAUAUGUUAAGGAGAUAUAAACAUGCGGAAAACAGCAUAUAAUUUAUAUAUGGUAUGUAUACACACACACACAUCCCUUUAUAUUAUGUUUAUUAUAAAUAUUUAUGAAUAUAUAAUAAUCAGUAUAUAAUGAAAACUACAGAAUAAAGUUGAAACAGUUAUAUUAUGUAAUUGUAAAGCUAUUAUCGCAUAAUUAUUUUAAUAAUAAAUAGUUAUAAAUAGUGACAAUUCGUUUUAUUAGAAUUUUGUAUUUUUUUUGUCUUUUUACUUGAUCAUUUUGGAAUGUAAAGGAUCGACACAAAUUUGCACACAUUGCUUAGAAAUAAAUUAUUCAGUAUGUCAUCAACAUUUUGGAUCUAUUUCGAAAUUUAUACAUGCCAGAUAUAUGUCGCUCUAACUUCUUCAUUUAAAAAACUCACUGAUUAUUAUUCUGUUAUAUUUUUUCAUGCGAAAUGUUAUAGAAUUACUUUAUUUAUAUGUCGAUGGCCUAUCGAUAUUAGAAUACCAAACAAAAUAGCUAACUAAGAAAGCAUAUUCUGUAAGAUUACUACAAAUGUCGUUGUUGAUGAAUUUGAAAUAAAAUAUAUGUACACUAGGCAAAUUAUAGCGUUUGU
Messenger RNA from Cataglyphis hispanica, 4931 nucleotides. RefSeq names its product eukaryotic translation initiation factor 2 subunit 3-like (gene Su(var)3-9). The record is from RefSeq and is a predicted model, not a curated record. Gene Ontology annotation, molecular function: histone H3K9 methyltransferase activity; GTP binding; zinc ion binding. Gene Ontology annotation, biological process: formation of translation preinitiation complex; positive regulation of translational fidelity. Lineage: Eukaryota; Metazoa; Arthropoda; Insecta; Hymenoptera; Formicidae. Gene Ontology annotation, cellular component: eukaryotic translation initiation factor 2 complex; nucleus; cytosol. The coding region runs from base 197 to 2272 and encodes 691 amino acids. The transcript is spliced from 4 exons.